CCGACAAUCAAUUUUUUAAAAACAUCUUCUAAUUCUAAAUUUCAGACAAAAAAAAAUAAAAAGACAACAAUUGAAUCGUUCAUCGACUGUAUCGACUCUGCUGCUUUCCAGAAUCUGAGACGAAGUUAUUGUACCAAAGAUUUAAUAGUAUGGAUCCGAUGAAAGAGAAGAGUAUUGGAUACAUGAAAACACAGAUCUUGCUGUACUCGGCCGUUUUGGAGAGCAGAUGAAGAUGGCGUGAAAUGUGACAGAAGAUGAAAAUCAGAUCUGCAAGGUGUGGGGAUGCCUCCAGAGAUAUGUAAAACGUGUAUAUCACAACUUCAAAGGAAAGACCAAGAGUUGUUAUUCAGGAAGUGCAAUAGCACCUAAACAACAAAAGAUAAGUUUACUUGCUCAAUAUCAUUGUUAAUAUAGUUUCAAUUUUUAAAAACUUCAUGGUUCCAAUCUUUAUUAAUUUAUAUAUUAUAUAUAUCAGAUGGUUAAAAUUAGUUAUAUUCUUUUACAGUGGUUAUGAAGAUGAUACCGAGUUUAUGAAGAUAAUGGAAUAGCUUUGAAAUUAUAAAAAGAAGCACACAUGGGUAAUAUAACAAUGCGAAAUUAUUUGUAUAUAUUACAUUAGGAAUAUAACUAAUAGUCUAUACAGAUUUCUCCCUUGUUCUUCUUAUUGACUUUAUAUUUUAUAAAUUGUGAGGUUUGUAUAUGGGAUAGACAACAAAAUGGAGAUAAGGAGCAUAACGGUUCUGAGAUGAGGAAUCACUAUGGAACAUCUAUUACGUAAAUUAAAAGUAGCCCAUACUUGUGGAAGCUACAUAUGGUGUUUGUGAAAGCGUGCCAAAUCUGGAAGAAGAUAUAGGUGGACUCUGAACAAUUUGCGAACCAAUACCACCACUUUGAGGUACAUAUAGAUGCGAGAUGUGAGGUGUACAAAAAAACACAAUAAGAAAAAUCAAUUACUCUUCAGAUGAGGGCGUAGCUUCGUAGCAGAAGUGGUAUCUGGAACCUCAAUAAUCUCUUCUCCUGAUCGCUUAGAAGGAGUGGCCAUCUUGACAGAGCUUUCAUCACUCUCCGAUUUUUGCAAAACGGAUGAGACAAACAACCACUCCAAACUGUGCUUCCUCUCUGUGAGAUUCCAUCUCCUCAGCAAACUUCCCCCACAAACAACAUGGGACAUCCUAAAGAUGACGGAUGAGCAGAGGAAGAUUUACGAAGAGAUUAUGGAAGCAGUCAUUGAAAAAAAAGGUGGAAUAUUUUUUGUUUAUGGAUUUGGUGGAACCGGAAAAACUUUUUUGUGGAGAUUACUAUCUGCUGCUAUUAGAUCCAGGGGUGAGAUUGUGUUGAAUGUUGCCUCAAGUGGUAUUGCAUCGCUUCUGUUACAAGGGGGGAGGACUGCACAUUCUAGAUUCGGUAUACCAAUCAAUCCUGAUGAGUAUUCUCUGUGUAAUUUGCCACCAGGGUCUGAUCCUGGUAAUUUGGUUAAAGAAGCCUCACUGAUUAUAUGGGAUGAAGCACCGAUGAUGAGUAAACAUUGUUUCGAGUCAUUGGACAGAAGCUUAGCUGACAUUAUGAGAUGUAAAGAAAAAAAGCCAUUUGCUGGGAAAGUAGUUGUAUUGGGUGGUGAUUUCAGGCAAGUUCUUCCGGUUAUUAAUGGUGGAUCAAGAACUGAAAUAGUGCUGAAUUCUCUAAAUUUUUCCUAUCUCUGGAAACACUGUAAAGUUCUCAAACUAACCAAGAAUAUGAGAUUGUUGUCUACCAAUAUGACUGCAGAAGAGUUGAAAGACCUUGAAGCAUUUUCCCAAUGGAUAUUGGAUGUUGGGGAUGGAGUUGCUGGUGAGCCCAAUGAUGGUGAUGCACUAAUCACUAUUCCAGAUGAGUUUCUGAUUAUGGAUGCAAACGAUCCUAUAGAAUCAAUCAGCAAAGAAGUGUACGGAGAUGCAACAGCUCUACAGGAGCAGAAAGAUCCUAUUUUUUUUCAAGAGAGAGCAAUUCUAUGCCCGACAAACGAGGACGUUAACAACAUAAAUCAGCAUAUGUUGGAUAAACUAGAAGGUGAGGAGAGAACAUAUUUAAGCUCUGACAGCAUAGACCCAUCUGAUCAGCGAUCUGUCAAUGAUCAAGCUCUCACACCAGAUUUUCUUAACAGUAUCAAGGCAUCAGGUUUACCUAACCACAAUCUUAGGUUGAAAAUUGGAUGCCCUAUCAUGUUGCUGAGGAAUAUCGAUCAUGUUGGAGGUUUGAUGAAUGGAACUAGAUUGCAGAUUAUAGAUAUGUCUGACUUCUGUGUCAAGGCGCGAGUAAUUACAGGAAAGAAAGUUGGGGAUGUUGUUCUAAUUCCUAGGCUGUCAAUUACUCCAUCGGAUACAAAGUUACCAUUCAAAAUGAAGAGAAGGCAGCUUCCAAUUUCUGUGGCAUUUGCUAUCACAAUUAAUAAAAGUCAGGGUCAAUCUCUCUCACAUGUUGGAAUAUUUCUACCACGCCCAGUGUUUUCUCAUGGACAACUCUAUGUUGCUAUCUCUAGGGUUACAUCCAAGAAAGGUUUGAAGAUUUUGAUUGUUGAUGAGGAUGGAAAUCCUCAAAAACAAACAAAAAAUGUUGUUUUCAAAGAGAUUUUUGAAAAUCUCUGAGUUUGAUUUAAUUUCAUACUAUGUUUGUUUUUUUAUUCAAUUUUCAAAAUUGUUGUUCACUACAUUUAAGUGUGUGAUUAUCGCUCA
Raphanus sativus (radish) is the source of this 2708-nucleotide messenger RNA. RefSeq lists its product as uncharacterized. The record is from RefSeq and is a predicted model, not a curated record. Gene Ontology annotation, biological process: DNA repair; telomere maintenance. The transcript has 10 exons. Lineage: Eukaryota; Viridiplantae; Streptophyta; Magnoliopsida; Brassicales; Brassicaceae. Bases 1179 to 2621 code for a protein of 480 amino acids. Gene Ontology annotation, molecular function: DNA helicase activity.